ACCUGCCCAAAAAGCCAAUCGUUACGUUUAACGCCCUGUUUGGUCUGGUGCAAAAAUAAAUGGAGGCUUAACGAAAAGUAUGUCAUCAUGAAAGGGCUUCGGCGGCUUUUUUCAGGAAUUUAUGGGCUUUCCAGGAUAUUUUUUAACAUUUCCAGUGCAUAAAAGGCAAUCGUGUUUGAUCUUUGUUGGAGCACACUCCUUUUUCCGAACUUAUCAAAUUUCGCUCUUCCCGCCAGAGAGAGAGAGAGCGCGGCGAGGAAGGGAGAUGGAAGGAUUGAAGGAACAGAUGAUGUUUCUUCUUGACCAGGGUCUCCACCAAUCCGCUGCGAUGCUGGGAUGCUUUCUUGUGUCUUCAUCUGCCAUGAACAUUGAACUGAAUCCAUAUGUUAAGGCUGAACACGUGGUACUUUUGGCUGAUGCGCUUUUUGAAGAGAAGGAAUUUCGGAGGGCACUGAAUACAUACAAGCAAGCCUUGCAACAUUGCAAGACUAACCCUAAACAAGUAAUGACAAACAAUAGAACCAUGGUCUCAUCUGCAAGCCGAUCCCCAUCUCCAAACUCUGUCAAUAUUUCAACAGUUAAUGAAAAUGAGAUCAAAUUCAAGAUUGCUCUUUGUCACUGUAGUUUGAAUGAAAACCGUGCGGCUCUUACUGAGAUGGAAGGAAUACCAACAAAAGCAAGAACACUACGGAUGAAUUUGACCAUGGGAAAGCUAUAUCGGGUAACUAGACACAACCGUGCUGCUAUUGCUUCAUACAAGGAGUGUUUGAGGCAUUGCCCUUAUAUUUUGGAGGCUAUCAUAGCGUUGGCUGAUUUAGGUGUUUCUGCAAAGGAUAUUCUUUCACUAAUUCCUCAGACACCAAAUAGAGGUGGAAGGCUGUCGUUUGACCAUUUUGAUUCAGGCCGAUGGUUGUGGCAUUAUGUAGAGGCCCAAUGUUGCAUUGCCUCAAAUGACUAUAAAGGUGGUCUGGAACAUUUUUGUGAUCUGUUACAGCGCUUUCCUUGUAAUGCACACAUCUUGCUGGAAAUAGCAAAGGUUGAAGCUCUCAUGGGAAGAAGUGAUGAAGCAAUAAUGGGUUUUGAGAAGGCUCGUGCGGUUGAUCCAUAUGUUGUUACAUACAUGGAUGAGUACGCAAUGCUUUUAAAGACAAAAUCAGAUAACUCCAAGCUAAACAGGUUGUUGCAUGAAUUGCUAAAUGUUGAUCCAGCAAGGGCAGAGGUCUUCGUCACUUUGUCAGUGCUAUGGGAUAGGAAAGAUGAUAAAGGUCGAGCUUUAUCUUAUGCAGAGAAGAGCCUCCGGAUUGAUGACAGAAAUGUACCUGGGUACAUUAUGAAGGGUAAUUUAUGUUUGUCAUUGAACAAACGAGAAGAAGCAGCUGGAGCUUUCAGAGCAGCACAAGAGUUGAGACCUGAUCUUCGCUCCUAUCAAGGGUUGGUUCAAUCUUAUUUGACACUUUCCAAGACAAAGGAUGCACUUUAUGCUGCUCGGGAGGCAAUGAAGGCCAUGCCUCAAUCUGCCAAGGCUUUGACAUUGGUUGGUGAUGUACAUGCAAGUCAUUCUGGUGGAAGAGAAAAGGCAAGGAAGUUUUAUGAAUCAGCACUUCGGUUGGAGUCUGGUUACCUUGGAGCUGUCUUAUCCUUAGCUGAUCUCCAUGUCAUUGAGGGACGAAAUGCAGAUGCUAUCUCUCUCCUUCAAAGGUACCUCAAAAACUGGGCAGAUGAUUCUCUCCACACCAAGCUGGCACAAGUAUUUGCUGCAAGUAAUAUGCUGACAGAAGCAUUAUCCCAUUAUGAAGAAGCAUUAAGGAUAAACCAACAUAAUGAGGCUGCGAAAAAAGGUCUGCUACGUAUGGAGAAACAAAUGAAGGGGUUGGAUCCUGAUGCCCCUGAUGAUGAUGAAGAUAAUGAAGUUGAAGAUGCUGAAGAUCCAGAAGAAGGGGAACUUCUAUGAGAGGAAACCUGUUAGGGGAUCAUACUAUCCUGUCCAAGGAUGUAUGUAUGAGGUCUAACCUUGAAUGUUUGAGGAUGGUUUGGACUUCUAAUCAGAGCUUCAAUUCCACAGAGCAAGUUCAUGGCUGAAAUUGGUUCACCUCGUCUCAACUUGGUUCUGCAAGCUAAUGAACUGGACGUGGGCUGGCUGUAGGACUUCCAAGUCGGAGUAUGAAGAGUGUGUGUUUGGGCUUCAGCUCAAUUAAGGCCUGUAGUCAUAACAAGCAGUUUAGCUCAGGUAUAUGUGUCUGAGUGACUAAGCCCAACAGUUUGUUGUUACAUGCUGCCAACUGAUCUGUAUUUUAUUGAUUAAAUUAAUUUAUUCGUCAGUCAGUUUCAUUUA
Messenger RNA from Nymphaea colorata (pocket water lily), 2332 nucleotides. RefSeq names its product anaphase-promoting complex subunit 7. Gene Ontology annotation, biological process: cell division. The transcript has 18 exons. The coding region runs from base 122 to 1951 and encodes 609 amino acids. Gene Ontology annotation, molecular function: protein binding. The record is from RefSeq and is a predicted model, not a curated record. Lineage: Eukaryota; Viridiplantae; Streptophyta; Magnoliopsida; Nymphaeales; Nymphaeaceae.